UCAGACGCCCCAACAUCCAAAACGACCAAUGAUCAAGCCAGAUCAAUUGAAGAAACUCGUACAAGUACACGUGGGGAUGAGGUAAGAACCUCCGAAUGUGCUUUGAUGGAAAGUAUCAAUGUUCUCGUUGCCGCACAUUUGAUGAAUGGCGCUGUCCUUGCACUUUGUUCCCCAUGAAAUAUUAUUAUUAUUGUGAUCUGUCCAAUCAUUGUUCCUGACAGUGAUCACUAGUGAAGAUGCUCAGCCAUAAGUGAAAGGACAGACUAUCACACUGAUAAAAUGCUUAGCAAUGAAUUGAGCUAAACAUGCUUUCAUUUUACCGCCUUGUGAUAAUCCACUGCUUUCUCGAUGUAUAUUGUUUUAGUAUUGCCUCAAUCUGUAGUAAAUGAAAAUCUUGGUGGUGGGGGUGGGGGGGAGACCUAAGAAUGUGUUCUGGGAUACUGGUCAACCCCUGAUCUGUUCAUUUCACUUGUCCCCCCUGCAAGAGAGGACAAUAAUAUGUUCCAGUCUCGUGAUAAUCUGGUCCAGUAACUGUUAUGCGUGUAUAAAUGAACUGCGGCAAAAUAAUAGUAGAUGCAAUACAGCAACAAAACUAUUACUUGCCUUGUUCACGCUGUUUUCUUCCUUGGCAGAGCAAACUAGCAAGAGUGGAGUGGGGGAUGACUGAGCAUGAGUCAAUUUCACUUAUUGUAGGUUUUGACAUUCUUAAUUGUCAUACAAUUGUAAAAAAAUAAGUGAACCGCUGUCGAGUAACACUGCUGCUUUGCUAGAAUGGGGGACAUUUGGAAAAACAACAACAACUUUUUAACUCAUUCCCUGCCAAUGCCGUCCAAAGACGUCAUUCACAGUCCAUCAAUUCACUUAUUGUAGUUUUUGACAAUCUUAAUUGUCAUACAAUUGUUAAAAAUAAGUGAACCGCUGUCGAGUAACACUGCUGCUUUGCUAGAAUGGGGGACAUUUGGAAAAACAACAACAACUUUUUAACUCAUUCCCUGCCAAUGCCGUCCAAAGACGUCAUUCACAGUCCAUCAAUUCCCUGCCAAUGCCAUCUAAAGAUUUCAAUGGCGUUUUUUUUAACGUGGAUGGUCUUGUGCAGUUUGUGUGUGAUCGUCAAGUCUCUGGAUAACUGCAAUGAGGAUUGGCGCCCUGUAGAGGGCAACAAUGCCUUGAGACAAUGAGAAGAGGCAAACAUAAUGGCGGAAAAGAGAGAAGACAAAACGAAACAAAUCUAAAAAAAUAAAUACAAAAAAAAAAAGCUUUCGGUACUAGAAAUUUAUUGCGCCAAGGCAAGAAAAAUAUUCCUGCGACCGACAGGAGUGACGCCUUAGAUCAUGUGGGGGAAUAAACGAUGACGCUCCGAGCCGAUCGCUUUGUUGCAAAGCUAUCUCGCAAAAGGUCUGGCUAUAUGGAGACAUCCUCCCGGCCGCUUGCCAGCUGAUCGUCUCCCGAACAGGAUUUGAGUAAAUGGGAUCCGGAAUCGUCAUGAGUGAACUCCGUCUGGAUAGCCAGCCGAGCUUCAUCACGAGCUUCCCCCGACGAAGACGAAGAUUAUGCAACCAGCAGACCUUCGACUCCCAUUCCAGUACGCAGUGCAACCAAAAAAGCCUGCUGGGAGGACAACAACGUUGGAGCUGACAGACAGGCGGACUUCUGAUUCACCUGACGUCACCGAGAUUUGUGUUAAAAAUGCUGUAAAGAGGAAGAAAAGGAAGAUGGGACUCUACAACUUUGUCCCAAAAAAGAAGGCAAAGCCCCUGAAACACCCGGUAAAGAACGCCGUCCAGAUGAGCUGUGUUGGAGUAGAUGGGAUUAUAUCUGAGAUUAAAAACUAUGGAGAAGGCUCAAGUCCAAGAAGUGAAUCUUUCAGGGAAGCACAAUUUGGCGAAGCAAGCCACGUUGAAUACGCAGAGCUGAAUUUGGACUGUCUUGAUCUAAAAGGCCAGGAGGAGCUACUUUUACCACACUCCACAGCAGUCGCUGAGGUGACAGAAUCAGACUUUGCCGAAGAGUUGCCAUUGUGCUGCUGUCGUAUCGAGACUCCUCCCUGCGGAGGCAGAUUGUCUGAACAGGAUAAGACCUGUAUGGCGAUGGAGAACACAAAUGGAAUGAGGACACCUAUCUCCCUGGAGCCCCCGAUCUUCACUACAGGGGUUGGUCUCUGCUCACGAGAGAAGCUGAAUCGUUGUCAGAGACUCGUGAUGAAGCAUGAAAUGAUGAGACCUUCCACCGCGGUCCAUUUGCUGGUUCUGUGUGAGAGGCACAGGGCCAGCAUGGUUAAACACCAGUGCUGCCCUGGCUGUGGGCUCUUCUGUAGUGCGGGUACCUUCAUGGAGUGCCAGCCCUAUGGUAGCAUUUCCCAUCGCUUUCACAAGGACUGUGCCUCUAUUUUGAAGGAUCAUAGGUUUUGCCCCCAUUGUGGAGAGGAUGCCAGUGGGGCAAAAGAGGUCACAGUACACACACCCUCCCUCCAAAGAUCAAACACAGGGCCAUCACUUCCCGCUGUACCACCAAGACCUGUUACACAGAUACUCAAGGCUAAAAAGACGUGCGAGCCACAAAGGAGUAGAGAGCUGAAUUUCAGCAGUGGCACUGCAGGCGGAAUGCCGAAUGAAUCACUAGAGAGUAUACUGAUGGGACUAGAUGAUGAUGAAAACCUGAAACCAACAAAAGUCAAUUACCCUACCAGGCAGCUAUACAUUUCUGCAAAAGAAGGAGAGCUCCAGAGGGUCAUUCAUCUCUUGGUUGAUGGAAAGGAUCCCAACUUUCUGAUGGAUGCCCAAAACAAACGCACACCCCUACAUGCUGCUGCUACUGAAGGGCAUAAGGAAAUUUGCCAUAUGCUAAUCCAGGCUGGAGCCAACCUGGAAAUGUUUGAUGAAGAGCAGAGAACACCCCUGAUGGCAGCUUGUGAAAAUAACCAUUUAGAGACUGUAAAGUACCUGAUUCGGGCUGGAGCAGCUAUUAACCACAAGGAUGUAAUGGGUUUCACCUGCCUGCAUCUGGCAUCGAAACUGGGACAUUAUGACAUUGUGCAACAUCUGCUCUCCAGGACAUCCAAGUACAUCAACUGCCAGGAUGAAGGUGGAUGGACUCCCAUCACCUGGGCAAUAGAGCACAAGCACAAGGAGGUGUUCUACCUCUUGCAGGUCAAAGGGGCGGACGUCAACAUCAGAGACAAGGAACAGAACAUCUGCUUGCAUUGGGCAGCUUUAUCGGGGUGUGCUGAUGUCACACAGGCUCUGUUGGAUGCACAGUGUGACCAAAAUGCUGUGAAUGUUCACGGAGACCUGCCAAUUCAUGUGGCUGCCAGAGAAAACCAUCUGGAGUGUGUGACGUUGUUUUUGUGUAAUGGAGUUAACCUGAAUCAGAAGAACAGGGAAGGACAAACCGCUUUAGACUGUUGCAUUAAGGGCUCAAAGGUAUGGGUGGCCCUUCACGCAAGCAAAAAGCUGAUUGAUACAAGGAGGAACUGGGAUUGUCUUGGCGAGCAGGUGCUCAUAAGGGACAUUUCUCGUGGGUAUGAGGCAGUUCCAAUAAACUGCGUGAAUGCUGUUGACAACGAGCCAUAUCCUGGAAACUUUAAAUACAUACCAGACAACUGUGUCACUUCCCCAGUGAACAUUGACAAGGACAUAACUCACCUUCAGCACUGCAGUUGCACAGAUGACUGCUCAUCCAGCACCUGCACCUGUGGUCAGCUCAGUCUGCAAUGUUGGUAUGAUAGUGAGGGCCGCCUGUUGCCGGACUUUUGUCAACAGGAUCCACCAGUGCUUUUCGAGUGUAACCAUGCCUGCUCAUGCUGGAGGACGUGCAAGAAUCGAGUUGUUCAAAAUGGAUUGAGGAUCCGACUCCAGCUCUUCAGAACCGAGAAAAUGGGCUGGGGAGUGAGAGUCAUGCAGGAUGUCUCUCAAGGGACAUUUCUUUGCGAGUACGUCGGUGAGCUCAUCACUGACACAGAAGCCAAUAAAAGAGAGAAUGACUCUUUCCUCUUUACACUUGACAAUAAGGUAGAUGACAUCCACUGCAUCGAUGCAAGACUUUUUGGUAACAUCGGCCGCUUCAUUAACCAUCUUUGUGAGCCCAACCUGUUGGCCGUGAAGGUAUUCACCAUGCACCAGGAUUUACGGUUCCCAAGGAUUGCUUUCUUCUCCAGCAGAACCAUUAAAGCUGGAGACCAGAUCGGGUUUGACUAUGGUGAUCACUACUGGAUGGUGAAGAGUAAAUACUUUAGCUGUGAGUGUGGCUCACCCAUGUGUCGCUACUACUCUGGAAGAUAGACGUCGAUGACCACAUUGAAGUACAGCCGGAGAUUCUCCACUCACUUUCUCUAUAUACGACAUGUACUAUCACAUUAUUAAACACUUUUUUCCCCCCA
Phycodurus eques (leafy seadragon) is the source of this 4375-nucleotide messenger RNA. RefSeq names its product euchromatic histone-lysine N-methyltransferase 1a (gene ehmt1a). The transcript has 24 exons. NCBI's taxonomy places the organism in Eukaryota, Metazoa, Chordata, Actinopteri, Syngnathiformes, Syngnathidae. The record is from RefSeq and is a predicted model, not a curated record. Gene Ontology annotation, cellular component: nucleus. The coding region runs from base 1551 to 4277 and encodes 908 amino acids. Gene Ontology annotation, molecular function: p53 binding; protein-lysine N-methyltransferase activity; zinc ion binding.